UUGGAGCUCCGUUAUGAGAGACCUGAGCGGAAGAAAAUAAAGACGUCGUAUUCACUAGUUUAAGGUGAUCAGGGUUUAUACAAAGUUAAACCAAUCUUUACCCAACUACACUCAGUGAUAUUGUUUUUAUAAAACCUGUGAUAUUAAUUCUUCAGUUUAUGCUCCCAGAAAACCGGCGCCCAGCACCUGAAAAUGUUAAAGUACUAAAGGAAGAAUUAUUGUAGACAGAAUAAAACUAUUCGUACAGAUGUGAUUGGUGAAUACCUCUACAUAGUGUACGGACGAAUAUUAUCCAGAGAUUCUCUAACUAUAUACAGUGAGAUCUAGUGGAACUAUCGGAGUCAGGAUGUUAGAAACCGUCGUAUCAACUUCAUCCUUCCUUAAUAUCAAAUCAGAGACAGUUCAACGACUUGAACCCCUCCCAUGGGAGUGCUCCCAGCAGUUCCCCGAAUCUAAUUCCAAGUUUAGUCCUAUAAAACAGGAAAUUAUCGAAACCUUCGAAAUGAGUCUAAACCAGCCACAGAAUGAUUUCACGGAACUGAAACCCAUCCCAUUUGAUUACAGCUCAACUAGUCUUACCGGUCUGGAUCCGGUUUUAAAUAACAAUAACAACAAUAACAACAACAAUAAUAAAAUGGCAGAUCUGUAUAUCAAUAUAAAACCCCUUAGUCCAGACUUCCACAGAGAACAUUUCCCUUUUAACGCUUCUCCUUCCGACGUUACAUCCAGUGGCUCCAUUAGUCCCCAGGGAAUGACGAAAAUAGAUUUUUCCACCGAUCAGAACGCGUUUGACGAUCUUGGAAACAUCGUAGGAAUGUCGGUGGGUGCAGACUCGACCGUUCCAUCAAUCGAGAACGAUCUUGAUAUCGAGGCCUGGAUCGAAAACACGGCACAGGACAUCAAACCUCUAGCUAUUCUUCCAAACGACGGUGGGUUCGAUAUUCAUUCGUCCAGCUCCGAAAAUUUGCAUUCUAUUAGCAACCACACCCUCACCAACACACAGUCUUACAUAGGCUCCCUUUCUUCUUUGAUCAAGGGCUCCAGGAUGACUAUUGUGGAACCCAGAGACUCUUUUCAACCAAAUUUAUCUCCGAUCCUCCGCGGAGCGAUCACCGGGACGUAUCCUCUCAGCUAUCCCCAGAUCAAGUUUGAGAGUGUAGAGAUGAUGAAACCCGACUACUACCAGGAGCAGAUGCCGCACAGCACAGUCAACUCUAUCUCAGAUCACAGAAGAAUGGGUUCAGACGGAAUCAUUAGAUCCAAACCAAAGCCACCGAAGAUUAGACAGAGAUCCUUGAUGGGAAGUGCUGGUUCGAGUCCAGGCGGAGAUCAAGGAAAGAAGAUGAUGCACCAUUGUCAUGUUUGCAAUAGAGGAUUUCUCAACAAAUCCAACAUUAAGGUGCAUCUACGAACACAUACUGGAGAGAAACCCUUCGGUUGUGAGCACUGCUCUAAAGCGUUCCGACAGAAAGCGCAUCUGUUGAAGCACAUGUCGAUCCACAAGCGCAUUUCCCGGGACUAGAUGGAUCCGGAACCUGGAGGAUCCGGAUAGAUCCAGAGAUAUCCGGAUAUCUCUCAACACUCGGAUAUAUGUAGAGUAUCCAUAGAACUGAACUGAAUACCCCGUCUCUCAGAUUUAGCCACUUAAAGCUAGUCAGACUCUGGAGAGAGAGACAUGUGAUAGCUUAAUUAUUAUAUAAACAAUUCUUCCCAAACUUAUAUCCUGAAUCUCCAUGUUUGAAUCUCUUGUCUUCCAUGUUUCCUUCCAUAUAUUGGUUUACCACGAGGCUGUUUUAUAUCCUUUGUGAAAAUUUUGGAGUUCUGAAGAAUCUCAAAUUUUUGUUUUUGUUUUUUAUUGUUGAUUUGAAAUCGGCCGGUUGAUAGGUUGGAAUUUCAAAAUGGUGGUGGAAAUAUGGCCGCCAUCAUAUUUUGGGCUUCCGAUAAAAAUUUGUUAAAACUACAUUAGUUUCUUUGCUUCAUCCUUCCCUUUGUGAAAUUAUUUCUGCCAAUGUUGCAGUUACAUUCAGCAAAUAUUCCGGAAAAAAAUCGAAUAAUAACUCUACAUGAUUUAAACAACUCAUCUAGUCCUUUAAUUCACUUUUCCUUCUUUAUAAAUAUUUAGAGCAAUGCGCUCAGAAUUUAUUCCUUUAAUCCAAAUCCCUCCCUCUCCCCUAAUAACGUUUUCCCCAACAGCUUUAUUUUGCAAUAUGGGUUUUCCUAAAGUUUACAUUUUCAAAAUUGUCCCACACAAAAAACUCAACUUAAAUUGUAUACAUUCUAACAUUUUUUGGAACAAAUAAAAAUAAUUUGAGGCUUUAAAUCCAUAAACAUUCCACUCCGCCCAUCAUUAAGUCCCAGCUCCAACUAUUCCAUAUCUAAAAAGGACCAAAAAUACUUUUUUUUGUAAACUUUAACUCUGAACCGAAGAAACUGUGGUAUAGAAAUUAAUGGUUACAAACGCACACGUCUCAACCUAUUUAUGUAUUACAUAUAGACCCCUGUACUGCCUAGAGAAACUUAUUAUAUUUUCACAAUUUUAUAUUAUUCAUAUAUUUUGUUAAAAUGUGUCUCACCCUGUAGUUCACGCAGUUUAUUAGAAUGAAAAAGUGGAUUUCUGUUUAUUAUAAAAUCCCAAAAUUUUUAUGUAAAUAAAAAUGAUUGGGUCACCUCAAAGUUCAGAAAUGACUUAUUUUUCUCUUUAAAAUUUGACUUGUUACCAGCAACGACAACAAUUGUGUUACCACCCGAUGUUAGUAAAAUUUAAGUACUUAUAUAUUAAAAUAUAAAGUGAUUUUAUAUAUACAAGAUCUUGCUUUAAUAAUACCCUUGCUAGUUAUCUAGACGAACAAUGUGUUAUUUUUUCAAAAUCUUGUUAAUUUCCGCUAAAUAUGUAAUUUCGUUAAUGGUUUAUUACAGAAUAUA
Messenger RNA from Eurytemora carolleeae, 2922 nucleotides. RefSeq names its product transcription factor Ken. The transcript has 3 exons. Bases 347 to 1522 code for a protein of 391 amino acids. Gene Ontology annotation, cellular component: nucleus. The record is from RefSeq and is a predicted model, not a curated record. Lineage: Eukaryota; Metazoa; Arthropoda; Copepoda; Calanoida; Temoridae.